AUGAAGGUGCUGAGCAUAAAUUUCCUGACCUGCGCGGUCAAGACCUGCAAGUCUUCGUCGGCGUCUUUCCCGCUGCACCCCAAGGACGCCGAGCUCGCGCAGGACGAGGUCGAGGUCAACCCGCAGUUCCUCAUCAACGUCCUGCCCCGCCUUGACUGGGCGGCGCUCAAGACAACAUCAAGAGAGCUGGGCUUCCCAGAGCUCCCUGCCGAGCCGCCAUCCGCGGAGGACCUCGAGAGCAACGAGGCGAUGCUCAAGGAGCUACACUCGCUCCUCGUGGAGACGCAGAUGGUCGAGGGAAAGCUCGUCUGCGGGCACUGCGGGCACGAGUACCAUGUGCGGGAGGGGAUCGCGAACUUCCUGCUGCCGUCUCAUCUGGUAUAG
Diaporthe citri is the source of this 384-nucleotide messenger RNA. RefSeq lists its product as uncharacterized. The record is from RefSeq and is a predicted model, not a curated record. NCBI's taxonomy places the organism in Eukaryota, Fungi, Ascomycota, Sordariomycetes, Diaporthales, Diaporthaceae. Bases 1 to 384 code for a protein of 127 amino acids. The transcript has 2 exons. Gene Ontology annotation, molecular function: protein heterodimerization activity. Gene Ontology annotation, biological process: peptidyl-glutamine methylation; rRNA (guanine-N7)-methylation; tRNA methylation.